AUACUGCUUUUGCAAAAACCAUUUGGACAGCAAUUUAAGAGGUGGACUUCAUCUCAUCUAGAUCACAGCACUUUUGCGCACAGGGACUCUUCACUCAAAGAUGAUUUUAGUCUUCAGUGUGCAGCUAUAGGCCCCGCGCUAAAAAUCAUAUCCCAGAGAAGGUGUUAUUUUCAGUUAAAGUAGGCCACAUUCCUCCAUGUAUUCAAACCCAUUUAGACUCUGGACAUAUUAAUUGCUCACAUGUAUGUAAGUUGUAAAAAAAAAAAGUGACUUUGCAAAUAGCGUUGUGUCGAUUGUGUAUGUGUGCGUGUGCGUAUGGGCACAUGGGUGUUUUCAGGUGUCUCAGUGAAUGAUGGGUUUAAUUUUGAAGGGGUUUGUGUGGUCUCACAAGAUUUGGGCUGUUUAUGUUUUAGAUAUAUCAAGAAAGGCAGACAGAGUGGGAAAAAAAUGAGUUUUGAUUUUUGUGGCUCCUUUCAUAAACUAUUAUCUUAAAAUACAGACACAGCAGUGCAUACUUUUCAAAUACACUCUGAGCCACAGCAUUAGAAAAAAAAAAAUUGACUGCAUCCUGUAACUGGAGUAGCAACAUUUAACAUGGAUUAGGUGUUCUCUGUCACACACACUGACAGAGUAAACAUCUUUAAAAGCAUCACUGUCACUGCUAACAGGUCCCCUUAACCUAACCAGAUCCAAUGUUAAUGAGCAAAUGAGAAUAACCUUACUUUAUAGUUGUAGCCCCAGAAACACAGCAGUAAGCGUAAUGACAAAUAGAACACGAGUGGGACAGUAUUAGUGCUCCUAUAGGACUCCGUUAAACGUGCCUGGAUACACUUUUAGGGAGUCACUCAGGACCUCUCAGUGUCCUGCUCAGUUUUUCUUGCACCUUUUCUUCCUCUUGCUCUCAACUCUUUUUUCACAUUCCUUCACUGCGUCUUUAUGUUCAGUUUCCCUUUUAAUAUAUUUUGCAGACAUUCGACUUCUUGGCAUGCAAAGUGUCAGGAAGCGUGGCUGAAUAUAAUAUACAACCUCUACAAUGCUGACAUGCACACAUGGUUUUAUUAGAGCUGUGGGACUGCUGUCACAGUGAUGUGUGUGUUCGCAGACAAAGUUUCUGCCCCCUCCUGCAGUCUGAGCGGGGUUGACAGGAAGUUGCGACUAACAUAUCAACUUGUGUCAUCGUACUGUCUCAUCUCCUUUUUUUUAUCUUUUCAAUCACUUGUUUCCCCCCCAUAUUUUCCCUUGCCUUUAUUACAGUUGUAGAAACAAAUCCAGUUGCCACUUCCCUGUAGUAAAUCUUGGUGAUGUCUUACAUGCUUUGGUUUCAGUGUAGAGUUGGGAAAGCACCCUGCCUGUGGGGAUCUGUGCUUGGUGUGUGUAAUAGUGGCUUAUCAUGCUAGAUAACAGCCAUAACCUCAGAGGUUUACUUUACCUCGGGUUAUUGUUUAGUCAUGAAGUAGAUUGAUAGGUGAAUUUACAUCCAGCAAGACUGUGGUUACAUUUGAUAAAUGUGGAUUGGGGGUGUGUGGGAGUACAGGACAUGAUGUGUGUCUGUAGUUGUCUGUUCGUUCAAAGAAAGUUAGGAGACUUUGUCCUUUGGUCACGCAGCGCUCUCAUCUCAGCCUGCAUGUGGCAAGACCCACCCAUCUGCAUAGACACCUCAUGACACUGUAGCUUGUAGUGUGUAUGAGAGCAUGGCUGUGGAUGAGUGUUUGUGUGCAGUCACUGAAUGAGUGCAUGUCUGUGCAGCGUUGUUAAAGGAUUAAGGAUUAAUUGCCUUCAGAGAUAGACUUAACUACUUGUUUCAUGAACUUUGUAAAGUUCUCACUUGGCCCCGGAGAGGAAAACAACACUGCAUAGAGAAGAGCAGAGGAAAGGUGAGUUGAUACAGGCGGCAGUUGAAGAAGGAGUGCCAAGAAUGACAGAGACCAACACCCCCAAGUCGGCUAAGAAGCUCCGAUGGACCUCCCUGGAGAUUGGCCUCAUUACUAUUGUCUCCCUGCUCUUCAUUGUCAUCAUUGCCCUCAUCAUCCUCUUUGCCACACAGAAGACGGAUGAAAUCUGCACCACAGCGGACUGCACACAGUCAGCGUCUCGUCUCAUUGAGAACAUGGACGCUAACGUGGACCCCUGUGACAACUUCUACCAGUAUGCCUGUGGAGGGUGGCUUAAAAAGAACAUCAUCCCUGAAACCACCUCUAGAUACAGCACCUUUGACAUCUUACGAGAUGAACUGGAGGUCAUCCUCAAAGGUGUCCUUGAAAAAACAGUGGAGGGGGAAGCUGCUGCUCUCACCAAGGCUAAGACCCUUUACAAGUCCUGUACCAAUGAGAGUUUAAUUGAGCUGAGAGGGGGGAGUCCUCUGCUUGACAUGCUGCCUGACGUGUCUGAGUGGCCUAUAGCUGUUGACAACUGGGAGACCAAUUAUGGGAGAACAUGGAGGUUGGAGGACGUUAUUGCCAAGUUGAAUGAGAAAUAUGGAACUCUGCUCUUGGUUAACUUUUUCGUCGGCACUGAUGACAGGGAUUCAACCUCGCAUAUCAUUCAUUUUGACCAGCAAACAAGCCUUGGCCUGGUGUCCAGAGAUUACUAUGCAUGCACUGGUCCUUAUGCAGAGGCAUGUCGGGCCUAUGAGCAAUUCAUGAUUGACCUGGCUAAGCUGAUGCGCAAGGACCGAGGAUUAGCGAUCAAUGAAACUCGCAUUAGAGAGGAGGUGACACGAGUUAUAGACUUGGAGAGAGACAUUGCUAAUGCUACUGAUACCCCAGAGGAUCGUAACAACCCGGUGUUGCUUUACAACAAGAUGGAACUGGGGGACCUGAACGCCAACUUCACCCUUGAGGUUGAAUCACAGCUAUUUGACUGGAGUUACUUCACAGCUAAAAUAAUGAAUACAGUCAACAUCAGCGUCCCUGACACAGAAAAGGUCAUAAACUACUCGCCCAACUAUUACAGAAGGCUCAACCUGAUCUUGGCCAAAUACACCAAGAGGGAUCUGCAGAACUACAUGGUGUGGCGUUUUGCUAUGAACAUGGUGGUGGGUCUUAGCAGAGCUUACAGAGACACCAGGAAAGCCUUCCGCAAGGCUCUGUCUGGUACGACGUCAGAGGCAGCAGUGUGGCGACAGUGUGCUCUGUACGUCAACAACAACCUGGAAAAUGCUGUGGGACGACUUUAUGUGCAGGAGGCAUUCUCUGAAAAGAGUAAAGAACUGAUGGAAGAGAUGAUUAAAGGCAUUCGGGAAGUGUUCAUUAGUAACCUUGAUGACCUGACAUGGAUGGAUGCAGAGACCAAGAAAGCAGCUGAGGAGAAGGCCCGAGCUAUUCGGGAACGGAUCGGCUAUUCAGACAACAUCAUGGAUGGCGAAUAUCUUAACAAUGAGUACAAAGAUCUGAGCUACAGUGCAGAGGAGUACUUUGAAAACAUCCUACAGAACCUGGAGUAUGUGCAGAAGAAACGCCUGCGGAAACUCAGAGUAAAAGUCAACAAAGAAGAGUGGGUAACUGGAGCUGCUGUUGUCAAUGCCUUCUACUCAUCCAGCAAAAAUCAAAUAGUGUUUCCUGCUGGAAUCCUUCAGCCUCCUUUUUUCAGCAAAGGCCAGGCUAAGUCUCUCAACUAUGGCGGCAUCGGCAUGGUAAUCGGUCAUGAGAUCACACAUGGCUUUGAUGACAAUGGCCGUAACUAUGAUAAGGAUGGCGACCUGAAGGACUGGUGGACACCAGACUCAACACAGAGGUUCCUCGAACUGUCGAAGUGCAUUGUUGAUCAGUACGGAAACUUCUCUUGGGAUCUCGCUAGUGGACUACAUUUAAAUGGUAACAACACCCUCGGAGAAAACAUUGCUGACAAUGGAGGGAUACGACAGGCGUAUCAGGCCUACAAGAACUACAUAAAGCAGCAUGGAGAGGAACCACCUCUGCCUGGAAUUGACCUUUCCCAUGAUCAACUCUUCUUCCUAAACUUUGCUCAGGUGUGGUGUGGAACACAUCGGCCAGAGCAAGCUGUUAAUUCCAUUAAAGUUGACGUACACAGUCCAGGGAAAUUCAGGGUACUAGGCUCCCUUCAGAAUUUCCCAGAAUUUGCCAAAGCAUUCAACUGCAACAAAAGCAGCUACAUGGUUCCUGACAACAUCUGCCGUGUGUGGUGAUUCACAUACCUCUGGGAUGGGUCCUCCCCAUUCCCCUACAGUACCUCUACCCUCUGAUUUUUGAAGAACUCACCGGGGGCUGCAUUAAAAUGGAAGCUUCCCUUAGCUCUUGACUGGAUGGACCAUGGCUGGUGGACUGACACUGCAGUAUGGACUUCAUCCAAGGACGGCAGCACACUGUACCCUCGUAGAUGGAUGGACUGAGCACUGUCUCUCCACCUCUGACACUGUAGUUCAUUCAUUCAGCCCAAUUAUUCUCCUACUCACUGGAUACAAUCACUUUUGUGUUUUUGUUUUUAUUUUUCUCUCAAUUUUUCUUGUUUUGCUUCUCAUUUAUGAGUCCAAUGUGUAUUUGUGAGUGCACAUGUGAGUGUGUUUCAGUCUAAAUUCUGCAAAAGUAUUUGGCAGAAGAGCAGCAGACAGACAAAUGUGCUCAGCCCACUGGCAUAUGAAUACACCAGACACCCACUCACACUCAUAUACAUGUAACAGGGCUGAACCACUCUAUUGUAUGUGGGACUGAGCUGUACUCUCAUAAAACCUCAGCUGGUUUCAGCCUUCAUCAACAUGCUGAUCCACUCUUCAGUGUACUCAUAGUGUAAUCUUUGGUCAUCCAUAAAACUAGAUUAGAUAAAUUAUUAUAGAAAAUCAAAAGUCAUUUUAUUAUAUAGAGCAGCGAGUAUUUAAUCGCGAUCGCAUAUUACACAGUGCUGUUCUAUAAUCAAUGCUAACAUCUUUACCACAGUUGGCAGGUGGCUGCUCUUCAUUAGCAGAACGUGGAUUAUAAACCAAAAUGAAGUUUUUGCCUUUAAGAUGACACCUGGUCAUAAGUCCUAAAGACGACAAUCGACAGACACCAAACCCUUUUCGUUCUUCGAGACUCCUGAGUGUUUCCGUGUGAAUGAAUGUCUCUGUGUCUUUUCCAGUCUUUGUACGUCAUUUGUUAUAACUGCCUGCUGUUUGUCAAGCAGAUUGGUAUGCCUUACAGUUGUGCUACUCUGUGUGAGUGUGUAUGUGCAUUUGUGGGAGAACAAAGGAUAAGAAAAUGUAUUAUUAAACAAGUAGCUCGGCUUUUUCUCAUGCUCAUUUGCUUUCUCGUUAAGAAUUGGAUGAGAAAAUCAACACCACUCUCACGUCUCAGUGUUUUAGCCAGCUGCCAUAUGACUUAACUUAGCAUAACGAGUGCAAAAAGCUGUCCGUGGUCUGUCCAGUUUAUAUAAUAACCCCGGCUUGAUUUCAGUAAUUGCCACAUUGCGUUUCAUGUUUUUAUCAGUACGAAAAGCCAAAGUCAAAAAAGAAUCUGAUUUUUAAUAAACUCAUGUGAGCGUAUUAUUAAUCUUCCAAACUUUUGAUAAGACAUUGAAUAAGUGUGUUCAUAAAAUGUUUAACUAUUGAGAAGAAGCAUAGUGAUUUCCCAUUUUUAUCUUGGCUUAAUCUUACAAAGUGUGCCAUAUAGCCAAUGUUUUCUGUUUUUGUUUUAAGGUGAUUAUAAGCACAAAGCAAAAAGAUUAAGCUUCUUAUAUAGUUUCAGAAACAUUAAAAAAAAUCACAAGUGCAUCCAUUUUUUGAAUACAGGUGAUUGUAUUGAAUCAGUAGAAUUUAAUUAACCAUUUCAUGUGGUUUUAUUUUUUAAUGAUAAAAUGUAAGUUGAAAAAGCUAGAAAUUAGUGCAAUGAAUGAUGUCCAUGAUCAUGUAGACCACAGACUGUAUACACCUUACAUGUCCAAACUAUAUAUAUAUAUAUAUAUUCAAGCUCCCAGGCCUUUGGUAGAGCACUACAGCUUGAAAGCUAAACUGCCUGCAGGGGCGAGCGGGAGAUAUAUGUAUCGAUAUCUAUAUAGAUAUAUCUAUAUAUAUCUAUAUCUAUAUACAUCUAUAUAUAGACAGAUAUUCACAAUGCUAUUUGUGCUAGCUGUUUUUGUGUCUAUAUUGGUCACUCGGUUUUCUUUCUCUCACUUUCAGUCCACUUGUAGAAAGACAGAAAUACCUCAGUUGCCUGUAUUUAGAUACUUUCUAAGAAUGACUGAUUAUCAUCUUGAGAAGCAUCUUUCUUUCAGAAUAAACCUUUAAAAAACACA
Messenger RNA from Haplochromis burtoni (Burton's mouthbrooder), 6222 nucleotides. RefSeq names its product neprilysin. Gene Ontology annotation, molecular function: metalloendopeptidase activity. Gene Ontology annotation, biological process: protein processing; amyloid-beta clearance. Gene Ontology annotation, cellular component: plasma membrane. The coding region runs from base 1916 to 4144 and encodes 742 amino acids. Lineage: Eukaryota; Metazoa; Chordata; Actinopteri; Cichliformes; Cichlidae. The record is from RefSeq and is a predicted model, not a curated record. The transcript has 23 exons.